Wasmannia auropunctata (little fire ant) is the source of this 1296-nucleotide messenger RNA. RefSeq names its product actin. The transcript has 3 exons. Bases 121 to 1053 code for a protein of 310 amino acids. Gene Ontology annotation, biological process: mitotic cytokinesis. The record is from RefSeq and is a predicted model, not a curated record. Lineage: Eukaryota; Metazoa; Arthropoda; Insecta; Hymenoptera; Formicidae.
CCACGAAAAUGCGGGGGCGUCCAGACGAGAGCAUAUAAUCGACGUCGCGACGCCGCCGAGGCACAGACGCCGCUCCACCUCUGUCCCGUGCACGAGCGUUGAAAUCGAAGAAAAACAACAAUGUGUGACGACGAAGUAGCUGCCCUGGUCGUAGACAAUGGCUCCGGCAUGUGCAAAGCCGGCUUCGCCGGAGACGACGCGCCUCGCGCCGUCUUCCCCUCGAUCGUCGGUCGACCUCGCCAUCAGGGAGUGAUGGUCGGUAUGGGUCAGAAGGACAGCUACGUGGGCGACGAAGCCCAGAGCAAGAGAGGUAUCCUGACUCUGAAAUAUCCGAUCGAGCACGGUAUCAUCACCAAUUGGGAUGACAUGGAGAAGAUCUGGCAUCACACCUUCUACAACGAAUUGCGUGUCGCUCCAGAGGAACACCCUGUUCUCCUCACCGAAGCGCCUCUCAACCCGAAAGCUAACCGCGAAAAGAUGACGCAGAUCAUGUUCGAAACCUUCAACAGCCCGGCCAUGUACGUCGCCAUCCAGGCCGUUCUUUCCCUGUACGCUUCCGGUCGUACCACCGGUAUCGUCCUGGACUCCGGUGACGGUGUCUCCCACACCGUACCAAUCUACGAGGGUUACGCCCUUCCCCACGCCAUCCUCCGUCUGGACUUGGCCGGUCGCGAUCUUACCGACUAUCUCAUGAAGAUCCUCACCGAGAGAGGCUACAGCUUCACCACCACGGCUGAGCGAGAAAUUGUUCGCACCGUCUACAACUCCAUCAUGAAGUGCGACGUCGACAUCCGUAAGGAUCUCUACGCCAACAAUGUCCUCUCCGGUGGUACCACCAUGUAUCCCGGUAUCGCCGAUCGUAUGCAGAAGGAAAUCACCGCCCUCGCGCCCUCGACCAUCAAGAUCAAGAUCAUCGCUCCCCCCGAGAGGAAGUACUCCGUAUGGAUCGGUGGUUCCAUCCUGGCUUCCCUGUCCACCUUCCAGCAGAUGUGGAUCUCCAAACAGGAGUACGACGAAUCUGGCCCCGGCAUCGUCCACCGCAAGUGCUUCUAAGCAAUUACGCUCGAUGCUAUUCACUAUUAUUAUUGUUAUUAUUGCUACACCUUUCCCUAAGAUGUACCGUUCACUGCCGCAUCGCUUCGUCUAGUUGGGUCUCCGUUAGUCGAAUACUAUUAUCGUUACUAUUGGUCCGUGGCGGCGAGUCUUUUACCAACGACUAUCAUACGAGCAUAUACGUCAUCUUUUGUAUAUAAGUUUACGUCUAUGGAAUAAAUCAAUCUUAUAUUCUCUCUUACA